Chlorocebus sabaeus (green monkey) is the source of this 2352-nucleotide messenger RNA. RefSeq names its product tetraspanin 33 (gene TSPAN33). NCBI's taxonomy places the organism in Eukaryota, Metazoa, Chordata, Mammalia, Primates, Cercopithecidae. Gene Ontology annotation, cellular component: plasma membrane. The record is from RefSeq and is a predicted model, not a curated record.
CCGGGUUUCCUGGGCGCCGGGCUGGCCAGGCUGGUCCUGCGGCCGCGGCUGAGUCUCCGCCGCUAGCGCUGCCCACCGCGGCUCCGGCGGCUCUAGGCGCAGUUCCCCGGCCCGCGAGGCUCGCGGCCCCCCGGCUCGAGCGCCUCCCGCCGCAGCGCAGCUCCCCCGCCGGCCGGGCUCCUGCGCGGCGCGGCUCAUGCCCCCGGGCGCGGGGCGCACAGGCCGGCCGGCCGCCACUGGGAAAUAGGCCCCCGGGGGCGGCGGCGGCGGGGCCAUGGCGCGGAGACCCCGGGCGCCGGCCGCCUCCGGGGAGGAGUUCUCCUUCGUCAGCCCGCUGGUGAAAUACCUGCUCUUCUUCUUCAACAUGCUCUUCUGGGUGAUUUCCAUGGUGAUGGUGGCUGUGGGUGUCUACGCUCGACUGAUGAAGCAUGCAGAAGCAGCCCUAGCCUGCCUGGCGGUGGACCCUGCCAUCCUGCUGGUCGUGGUGGGUGUCCUCAUGUUCCUGCUCACCUUCUGUGGCUGCAUUGGGUCCCUCCGUGAGAAUAUCUGCCUCCUGCAGACGUUCUCCCUCUGCCUCACCGCCGUGUUCCUGCUGCAGCUGGCCGCUGGGAUCCUGGGCUUCGUCUUCUCAGACAAGGCUCGAGGGAAAGUGAGUGAGAUCAUCAACAAUGCCAUUGUGCACUACCGAGAUGACUUGGAUCUGCAGAACCUCAUUGAUUUCGGCCAGAAAAAGUUUAGCUGCUGUGGAGGGAUUUCCUACAAGGACUGGUCCCAGAACAUGUAUUUCAACUGCUCGGAAGACAACCCCAGUCGAGAGCGCUGCUCUGUGCCUUACUCCUGUUGCUUGCCUACCCCUGACCAGGCAGUGAUCAACACUAUGUGUGGCCAAGGUAUGCAGGCCUUUGACUACUUGGAAGCUAGCAAAGUCAUCUACACCAAUGGCUGUAUUGACAAGUUGGUCAACUGGAUACACAGCAACUUAUUCUUACUUGGUGGUGUGGCUCUAGGCCUGGCCAUCCCCCAGCUGGUGGGAAUUCUGCUGUCCCAGAUCCUAGUGAAUCAGAUCAAAGAUCAGAUCAAGCUACAGCUCUACAACCAGCAGCACCGGGCUGACCCAUGGUACUGAGAAUCCAUCCUGCACCUCCUCACCAUGGCAACUGGCAAGCCUCAUCAACCAACAGCAGCGGGUGCUGAGAACAGCACCAAAUGGAGAUUUGGAUUUCAGCCCCCCAGUGACAGCCCAGUGGGAAGAAGCAAACUCCAGAUGGGCAGAAGGCAGGGUGCACAGGUGGCUCCGGUCUCAGGAGGAUGCACCCCCUCUCCCCCAUCCCAGCCCUCAGCAUUGUGCGAGAGUGAUACCCUUAAGUGUUUGGGUUUAUGUUUUUAGUUUUGUUUGGGAAACAGCAGUUGCACAGAGAGUUACGGUGUAGUGCUGCUGCCGUUUCACCGAGGCACUGCCACCACCAGCUCUAUCAGGGAUGCUCCUGAGCUUGGCGGACAUACUUAGAUCCUAACGUGCCAGUGAGACCUGGCUGUGGAGAGUAGCACUGGCAGCCCUGCCUGGAGUCCAGUUGGCAUGAUACCAGCUCCAGAAGGGAAGAGAGUGGAGCAGACAGUGAGGAGCGAGCCUGGGGGUCGGCUGGGGACAGCCGUAUGUGCUAGCUGGGAGUGGAGGGGGAUAUGUUUACCAAAUGCCUGCCCUGCCAUCCUCCCAGGUAGUCAGAGUGAGCUAUAUCCUGCCCCGCCUUCAUUUCCAUGGAAACAUGGCAGCUAGGGCACGGGGUACAGCAGCAGCCAAAUUCUUCCCCACCUCCCCUGCUUUGAAAAAAAGUUUGGAACCCUGGUCCCUAUACUCUGCAGUCAGAAGUGGGACUGAGCCAUACAUGCCCUUGAAUUCCUCCCUGUCUGGCCAGCAAGUGGGGUUUUCUUUAACUUGGCAGUGUGCAGAGGAGAAGUGGUAACACCCCCACCCCAUUCCCCUGCAUCGGAGCUCAGUAUUCCUGCAGGGUAAGAGGUAGGAAUCUUGCUGGUACGAGCGGAGCCAGAAGUGGCAAUAAAAAACGUGUUGACCUGGGCUACGCUGGACUCCAUGAAUUUUCCAUUCUGGCAACUGGAAGGGGAGGAGUAGAAGGGCCCUGCAGAGGACGGCACUGGAGACUCCUAAACGCCACACACCUCCCCCUUGCUGCCCCCGACACGCGCGUCUCCUUCAACCGAUGCAUUGCCACCCUCCCACAGCCUCGCCCUCAGCUCUAAAUUAGGUCGAAAGAGUCCCAGUUCCGAUCUAGGAACAGCAUAAUUUUCUUCCAAAACCUGAUGUGUUUUUUUCUAAUUAAAAUUGAUUAAAAUUAA